CGCAUGCGCAUUCGUCACUUCUGGACACUUAGAUUUUGCGCUCGUUUUCGGCCGGCCUCAUGUAAUCUUAUUCGAACAAACGUUGUGAUACGUAGGCAAAAUGAGUGUCGAAAACCCGGCCAGCGAUAAUGAUUGUGAAUCUGGAAAGGUAAAUGGAAAUAAAAAUGAACACGUGAACGGCAUGCAUAACGGCUACAGUAGCUCUGACAAACACAAAUCAAGCCACAAAUCUUCUAGCAAAGACAAGCAUCGCGACAAAGAUCGCGAUCACAAGGGCUCGUCCAAGCACAGCAGCUCUAGCAGAGACAAGGACAAAGACAAACACUCAAGCAAUAAAGAGCACAGCAGCUCCCAUAAAUCUUCCAGCAAAGAUAAAGAACACAACAGUGAAAAGAGAGACAGAAGUGAUAAAGAUCACAGUAGCAGAGAUAAAGAACGUAGUGACAAAGAUAAACACCGCAGUGACAAGGACAAACAUAGAGAAAAAUCAAAAAGUGACAAAGAUAGGCGUGAUGAAAAAGACAAGAAUAAAAGCAGUUCAGAUAGCAAAAAGACAUCAUCAUCAUCAUCAUCCAGAGAUAAAGAACACAAAAGCUCAUCAAAGGAUAAAGAUCAUAAAUCUAAAAGUAAAGAUGAAAAAGAUAAAGAUCGACACAGGAGUGACAAGGAUAAACACCAUAGGGACAAAGAUAAGCACUCCAGUUCAAAAGAUAAAAACAGCUCCAGCAAGAACAAGGAGAAAAGUUCAAGUGAAAGAAAUGAAAAGAUAAAAUCUGAGUCUCAGAAUGUCAUAAAAGAUGAACCUAUGGAGGUGGAUCAACCAGUCUUAAAACGUGAACAAGAUGAUAGUGAUGAAGGAUAUGCUGGAGCUAACACAACUGUCUCAUCUUGUGACUACUCUAUGUCCCAAUUUAAAGAUGAGCCACUUUCUGAACUGCCUCCAGAUGAUGAAAGUGAAGAGGAUAUACCACUAACUGCACGAAAAGCUAAAAAACGCCAUGUUAGUGAUGGUGAAGAAGACAUUCCAUUACUACAAAGAAAGAAAUCUAAGAAAAAAGUAAAAAAAGAAGAGACUUAUGAAGAUUAUGAUGAUUAUGAAGAAGAUGAAAAACCUAAAAAGAAAAAGAAGAGUUCUGAAAAAACUAAAUCAGUUAAGGUGAAAUCUGAGCCCAUAGAUGAUGGUAUCAGUCCCAAUAAACGGAAGAAAAAACAAGACACAGAAACAGAACAAGUCUGGAAAUGGUGGGAAGAAGAGAAGACCGAUGAUGGAACAAAAUGGACAUUUUUGGAACAUAAAGGCCCUGUGUUUGCUCCACCUUAUGAACCUUUGCCUUCCAAUGUCAAAUUUUAUUAUGAUGGUAAAGAGUUGAAACUAUCUGAAGAUGCUGAAGAAGUAGCAGGAUUUUAUGCACGCAUGUUGGAACAUGAUUAUACCACCAAGUCUGUUUUCAACACCAAUUUUUUAACUGACUGGCGGAAAGUGAUGACUCCGGAAGAAGCUAAACUUAUUAAAGAUUUGUCCAAAUGUAACUUCAAAGAGAUGCAUGCAUACUUUCAGAGUGUAUCUGAAAAAAAUAGAAAUCGAUCUAAAGAAGAAAAGGCUGCUUUAAAAGCCAAAAAUGAAGAAAUACAAAAAGAAUAUGGAUUUUGCACAAUAGAUGGUCAUAAAGAGAAGAUAGGGAACUUCCGAAUAGAACCCCCAGGGUUGUUUAGAGGUCGGGGUGAGCACCCAAAAAUGGGGAAAUUAAAGAGACGUGUUAUGCCUGAAGAUGUCUUAAUCAAUUGCUCAAAAGAUAGUAAAAUACCAAAACCACCUUCAGGACAUAAAUGGAGAGAAGUAAGACAUGAUAAUACAGUUACAUGGUUAGCCUCUUGGACAGAGAAUGUUCAGCAGCAAGCUAAGUAUGUCAUGUUAAAUCCCAGUUCAAAAUUGAAGGGUGAAAAAGAUUGGCAGAAAUAUGAGACUGCUAGAAAACUUCAUAAGUGUAUAGACAAAAUUAGAGAAAAUUACCGUGCUGAUUGGAAGGCAAAGGAGAUGCAGGUGCGCCAAAGAGCAGUGGCACUAUACUUCAUUGAUCGAUUAGCACUUAGAGCAGGUAAUGAAAAAGAUGAUGAACAAGCUGACACUGUUGGUUGCUGUUCAUUAAGAGUAGAACAUAUCCAGUUACACAAAGAAAAGGACGGUAAAGAAUAUGUAGUAGUGUUUGAUUUCCUUGGUAAAGAUUCAAUAAGAUAUUACAAUGAAGUGCCAGUAGAGAAACGUGUAUUUAAGAAUCUCGAAAUAUUUAUUGAGAAUAAAAAGGACAGUGAUGAUCUCUUCGACAGACUUAACACACAAACUUUAAAUGAACAUUUAAAAGACUUGAUGCCAGGUUUGACUGCCAAGGUAUUCCGUACAUACAAUGCUUCUAUUACCCUACAGAAACAAUUAGAUGAGCUCACUGAUGGUGAUGCCUCUGUGCCUGAGAAGAUUUUAGCUUACAAUAGAGCAAACCGUGCAGUUGCCAUCUUGUGCAACCAUCAACGUGCUGUACCUAAGGGACAUUCUAAGUCCAUGGAGGCUUUAAAAGAAAAAAUUCAAGCUAAACGGGAUCAAAUUGAUGAGGCUGAAGAAGACCUUCGACAAGCAUCUAAAGCAGCAAAGCGAGGUUCUGUUAAAGAAAAAUUAGCAUGUGAUAAGAAGAAAAAGGCACUUGAACGUCUCAAAGACCAACUUAAAAAACUGGAACUACAGGAAACAGACAGAGAUGAAAAUAAAACCAUUGCCCUUGGAACAUCGAAACUGAAUUAUUUGGAUCCACGGAUUUCAGUAGCAUGGUGCAAGAAACAUGGUGUUCCAAUUGAGAAAAUAUAUAACAAAACGCAAAGGGAUAAGUUCCGAUGGGCAAUAGACAUGGCCGGGCCAGACUAUGUCUUCUAGUUUCAAUUUUAGAAUAAUUAGCAGCUCUAUUUUUAUAUGUUGAAUAUAACGUCCCAAUUAUACAAAAUGAUGUAUAAAAUCAGUUUUAUGAACUUACAUUUUACAAAGUUCACUAUGUGAUGAUGUAUUUAAGGUUCAAGUAAAGUUUAUGUAUUAAAAAAUCCGAACAUUGUUCCUCCUUUUUUAAAUUAGAAGUCUGAUUCUAAUUAUUUUAUUUAGUUUGGACUUUAGUUCUCGAUCCCUUUUUAGAUUAUUUAGACUAAUAUGAUAGUUCAAGGAAUUCUAGUUUUAAGAUUUUGUGUAAGACUUGCAACUUGGUCAAAAAUUUGUUCUCAUUUACAAAAUAACAUUUAGCUAGCCAUAAUGAUAGUAUUAUCUGAAAAUAAUUCUUAUAAUUAAAUUACAAGUUGCUAGUCACUUUUAUAAAGAAUGACAAAAUGUUGUGAAUAAGUCAUUGUGAUGUGUAAAUACACAUUGUAAAUAUUAGUGAGGCUCAUAGUUCACUAAAGUUCAAAUGCAUAAAUAAUAAUGUUGAAUGUGCUUGUGAAAAUACUAUUCGGUAUUGUGAAUAGUGAAGAAAACUUAACUAAGGCUAAUUUAAAAGAAUAUUGUAUCGAAAAGCAAAUGAUGUUAGAAAACACUGCAGUGGUGAAUCAUGUAAAAUAAAAUAAAAUGUAAUGGUUACUUUAUUUUUAUAAAACAAAAAGCAAUAGCUAUAUAAGAUUAUGAAAGGUACAAUUCUGUAGUGUGUUAUAUGUUCAUCUUGUAAAUAUAAAAUUUUUACCAUGUCAUAAAAUUGUGAAAUGAGAUUAUCCUAAAUAAAAACAGUGACAUUAGGAA
Molecule: messenger RNA, 3760 nt
Organism: Bombyx mandarina (wild silkworm)
Lineage: Eukaryota; Metazoa; Arthropoda; Insecta; Lepidoptera; Bombycidae
Gene: Top1
Product: DNA topoisomerase 1
Biological process (GO): DNA topological change; DNA replication; chromosome segregation
Cellular component (GO): nucleolus; chromosome
Molecular function (GO): DNA topoisomerase type I (single strand cut, ATP-independent) activity; DNA binding
Source: RefSeq, a predicted model, not a curated record